UGAGGAGACACUCUGCUGCUGCAGCCACUGAGAGGUUUCUCUCUGGUUUGUGGAUAACUGGAUGGAAAUGUCCGACCCAGUCAAACCUCUGACCUCCUUCCUCAUAGAGGACAUCCUGUCCACGGAGGACGGCACAAGUUUUAACAGCAAACGCUGUUCACAGAAGAGGGAAAGAUGCUCCCAGUGGGAGGAAGGAGCCGAGAAGUUGUCGGAGCAACGCUGCCGUCAAGAGACGGCGUUCGGAGUUCAGACAGCAUCUCUGGACCCGUCCCGGCCCGCCUCCUCCUCCGAGUCCGGCAGCUUCUCCUCCUCCACGGGGAAGCAGAAGCGCUCCAGAGCUGCGUUCACACACCUGCAGGUGCUGGAACUGGAGAAGAAAUUUAACCAUCAGAAAUACCUGUCGGCCCCGGAGAGGGCUCACCUGGCCGGCACCUUAAGACUAACGGAGACGCAGGUGAAGAUCUGGUUUCAGAACCGCAGGUACAAGACCAAACGGAAGCAGCAAACAUCCGAGUUCUGCAGGGACGUGUGCAAAGCAGAGGGACUGGGAGACGAGCUGCUUCGAUCGUCCCUGAUCUCGUCCUUCUGCAAAGCGUACCAGUACAGACCCUACCUGUGGGACUACAGCGGCCCCUGGGGGCCGACGCUAUGGUGACCGGGAAAUAAUCAGGCGGCUCUCAAGAGCCAUCGUACGUAAAGCUACGAAAAGUAACAUAAAGUACUGAAGUACUGCAUGGGGGAAGGUCGGAGUGGAUGGCUAGGUCAUAAAACACAGGGCUCUCAAUCGGGAGAGGCGUUCGAGUCCCGGGGGAAAACACAAGACUUUCACCUGAUGAACCAUUCACACAUAAAAGUUAAAGCACUGUGAUUCCUAUUUGUUUUCCAGCUAUAGGCGUAAUUUAGGAGGUUGCAACCCCCAAUAAUCAAAACUGGGCUUUUUCUGAAGUCUUUGUUCUUUUUCAGUUUUUUUUCAGUUAUUUUUGAUGCUUGUU
This is a messenger RNA of Sander lucioperca (pikeperch), 992 nucleotides long. RefSeq names its product NK3 homeobox 1 (gene nkx3-1). The transcript is spliced from 2 exons. Lineage: Eukaryota; Metazoa; Chordata; Actinopteri; Perciformes; Percidae. The record is from RefSeq and is a predicted model, not a curated record. Gene Ontology annotation, molecular function: DNA-binding transcription factor activity, RNA polymerase II-specific; RNA polymerase II cis-regulatory region sequence-specific DNA binding. The coding region runs from base 62 to 655 and encodes 197 amino acids. Gene Ontology annotation, biological process: regulation of transcription by RNA polymerase II; cell differentiation. Gene Ontology annotation, cellular component: nucleus.